Molecule: messenger RNA, 875 nt
Organism: Daucus carota subsp. sativus
Lineage: Eukaryota; Viridiplantae; Streptophyta; Magnoliopsida; Apiales; Apiaceae
Exons: 5
Coding region: 145-741 (198 amino acids)
Source: RefSeq, a predicted model, not a curated record
AGUACGACUAUUACAUUGUCUCUGCGUGUGAAUAUCUGUGUCUAUACAUAUACUACUGCACUUUAUUUACACAAACUGUGAACCCUGUCUAUUUAAAUCCCUGUCCUCUCUCUCUCUCUCUCUCUCGUCGUCAUUUUGUCUGCAAUGGCGGUGAACUCAUGCGAAGAGGACCAAGAUUCCUAUAAAAUUGCAGUGCUGCCUGAUCAAAGCACUACUAUUCGUCAAGGGGAAAGUAAAGUUUAUUUGCUAAAUGGCCUAGGGGCUCCCCAGGCCUUGGAGCGUUCUCUAUCCUCGGAUGCCGUUUUUAGUGGUCAAAAUAAAGUCAAAGGGAAUAUGGAAAAUGUAGAUGUUUAUUUUCCAUGCAUUGCAGAUGUGGAUCUUGAGAAGGGAAGAUCAGAGAAACCUAUAACCAAAAUUGAACCCAUUGGAAGUGGAAAUAUUGAAAAUCCUUCAACGAAGACAAUGCAAAGACAAAUAAGCAUACAAAUGGGAGAGAAAAUUAUGCAGAUGUUAAUGGACAAGAACCUUGUAUUACCGAAGUUUGAUUUUAGAGAUAAAACUGUCCCUGAAAGAGUUCAUGACAUGCCAAAUAACAGGCUGAGGAAAUAUAAACGGUCUACUUCGUUUAAUGCAAGAAAAGUUGUUCUCCUGUUCUCAGUACUAUCGAGUUUGGGAACAAUGAUUCUGAUAUUUUUAACCUUGAGGGUUAGGCACUUGGCCGAUGGAUCACUUCAUGGAUGAGCAGACUUUCCUUCCUAGAGUCAUGUAGCUUCUUCCCUUUUCUGGGUUGUGUUAUCCUGGCAUCUUUUCUACUUUUGUAUAUAUAGUUGAAAAUACAUUCUUCACUAGUUUUAUAUAAUCCCCAUUCCAAAAUA